Messenger RNA from Charadrius vociferus (killdeer), 927 nucleotides. It is a transcript of the gene SPDYA, whose product is annotated as speedy/RINGO cell cycle regulator family member A. Gene Ontology annotation, molecular function: protein kinase binding. The record is from RefSeq and is a predicted model, not a curated record. The transcript has 6 exons. Bases 1 to 927 code for a protein of 308 amino acids. Gene Ontology annotation, biological process: positive regulation of cyclin-dependent protein serine/threonine kinase activity. NCBI's taxonomy places the organism in Eukaryota, Metazoa, Chordata, Aves, Charadriiformes, Charadriidae.
AUGAGACACAACCUGGUGUGUCAGACACCUCCCAAUGUCACUGUUCAUGUAAAAUCGAGUGCAUCCAGAUCACACCAGCAAAAAAAUCUUAUUAGACUAAAGCGGCCUACUUUUAAAGACCAUGAAGAAAAAUGUGAAAAAAAGGUUCCUAGUCAUAAAUAUAAAUGUCCAAAGGGACCAUGUCUAGUUAUUCAGCGUCAGGAAAUGACAGCUUUCUUUAAAUUAUUUGAUGAUGAUCUUAUCCAAGACUUCCUUUGGAUGGACUGUUGCUGUAAAAUUGCAGACAAGUAUCUCUUGGCAAUGACUUUCGUUUAUUUCAAGAGGGCUAACUUCACAAUAAAUGAGCAUACCAGAAUCAAUUUCUUUGUCGCUCUGUAUCUGGCAAAUACAGUUGAAGAAGACGAUGAAGAAUCAAAGUAUGACAUUUUCCCAUGGGCUUUAGGAAAAGCCUGGAGAAAGCUCUUCCCUGAUUUCUUAAAGUUAAGAGAUCAACUAUGGAGUAGAAUUGACUACAGGGCUAUUGUAAGCAGACGCUGCUGUGAAGAGGUGAUGGCUAUUGCUCCAACACAUUACGCAUGGCAGCGAGAACGUUCUGUGCACCACAGCGGAGCUGUGAGAAACUACAAUGAAGUACAGCUGCCCCGAGGACCUAGUGUUACUCCUACCGACUGCUUGCUUUGUGGUAAGAAAGGAAGAUUUGUACGACUAGGAUUAUCAUCAUCUUCCUCCUCAUCUACUGGCACUUUGGAGAUGAUGGAAUUACAUUCAUCCCAGAAUUUGAAGGACACCUUUCCAACUGAAAAAAUGCUUGUUGACUCUCCUUUUUAUUAUGCCCAAGACUGUCAGAGCCUGUCCAGCAAAAGGAGACGAGGUAGCACCUUCAACCCAGACAAAUCCAUGGAUUGGUUUACAAGCUAUGAAGAGUGA